CAAGUGACUCGGUAUCUUGAUUUGACAAACGACCAACAUCAAAUACUUGUGGCGUUGAUUCCAUACAGCUCAGCGGGUCACUAUACUACGUGCUGUGUGCCGCAGCAGCAACAGCAGCACUUACACAAAAAGUAACAAUGGUAGAGUCGACACCAACAACAACCGUCAAGGACGCCGUCAAGGCCCAGGACAUGCGCUCCACGCCCCUCUACCAACAGGUCCAGCAGCAUUACAAGAGCAUCAUCGACCCCGCCAUAGGCCGCAUCUCCAACGCAACCGACCUGCACCUGUCCCCGCACGGCACGUCCGUCGUCUUCACGGCCCACGUCUGGGAGAGCGUCGACAAGAGCCAGGCCACGCGCAUCGCCGAGAUAGCCGUCGACACGGGCGCGGUGCGGUUUCUCUCUGGUAGUAGUACUACCUCCAGCGGCAGCGGCAGCGGCAACAACAACAGCAGCGGUGGCAGCCAUGGAGACGCGCAAAAGCCCCGUUACUCGCCCGACGGGCGCUUCAUCUCGUACACGGCCGCGAACCCCGAUGCCGGCGGCCUCUCGCAGCUGUGCCUGCAGGACUGCAUCACUGCCCCUGCUGCCACUACCACCAACACCAGCAGCGGUGACGAGGAGCAGCGGCUACCGACCGCCUCCUUCUUCCCCCUUCCCGGCUUCUCCGUCGAGUACGCCCUCUGGUCCGCCGACGCGCGGCACCUGCUGUGCGGUGCCGCCGCCGCGGGGGCCGACACGUCGGACCUCUUCGGCGCCGUCAAGAUCACCGCCGGCAAGCGGGACGACGCACCCGCUUGGCUCCCUAAGGUCGAGGGCUCGCAGGCCGAGCACCCGGGCCGCGCGCUCUUCCUCUUCGACGUUGAGGCCAAGGUGUACACCCGCGUCAGCCCGCCCGGCCUCAACGUGUGGGAGGCGAACUGGUGCGGCGGCGGCGGCGGCGACGGGUCUCUGCAGCAGCGUGUGGUCGGCAUCGUGUCCGAGCACGGAGACGAGGGCGCGUGGUAUACCUCGCGCGUCGCCAUCAUCGACAUCGCCAACGCCGACCAGGAUCAGGGCCAGGGCCAGGCUGUCAGGACUGUCCACGUCCCGCCCGAGCGGUUCCAGGCCGCCGUCCCCGUGGGCUCUCCGUCCGGCACCCGCGUCGUGUUCGUGCAGGCCCAGUGUAGCGACCGGUGCCUCGUCGCCGGAGACCUCUGGACGCUGGACGUGGACCACAAUAUAACGAGCGGCGGCACCAACAAGGUGAAGCACGACACGGACGGCGUGGACGUGACGAACGCCGCGUGGAUCGACGACGAUACGCUCUUCGUGUUUGGCAUCCGCGCGACGCAAAUCGUCGCCGGCACGCUCACCCUUCGGGACGGACGCUUCACCGAGCGCUGGGCGGCCGAUCCCGGCGUCACCUGCCCCAACGCGCAGCCCGACCCCGUGAUGCCCUCCUCCGACGGCUCCGUGUUCCCGAUCGUCCUGGAGGGCUGGUCGCGCAUUCCCGAGCUCACCCUCAUCGACACGGGUCGCCGCGAAGCGCCCAGCGGCAGCAACAGCAGCAGAAGCAACACUAUCCUCCGUCUCGACCACGACGGACACGUCUACCUACAGUCCCAGCUCGGCGAGAGCCGCCUGGAGCGGUGGACCUCACCCGACGGCCUCUCCAUCGAAGGCUUCGUGCGCCUCCCCAAGCACGGCCGCGCGCCGUACCCGCUGAUCCUGCACGUCCACGGCGGGCCCAUCGCCUCCUUCAGGGACAACUGGCGGCCCACGGCCUUUGACACGCUCCUCACGCUCCGCGGGUACGCCGUGCUCUCGCCCAAUCCGCGCGGCUCCAACGGCCGCGGCGCCGCCUUCACGGGCCACGUCUUCGGCGACAUGGGCGGCGGCGACGUCGACGACUACCUCGCCGGUAUCGAACACCUCGUCGCCCAGGGCCUCGUUGACCCGGCCCGCCUGGGCGUCGUCGGCGGCAGCUACGGCGGCUACAUGGCGGCCUGGAUCGUCACCCAGACGGACCGCUUCGCCGCCUCAGUCGCCAUCGCACCCGUCGUCGACUGGUUCUCCCAGCACACCCUCAGCAACAUCCCAACCUUUGAUCAGAUCAUGUUGCAGGCCGACCCCUACGACCACGCCGGCGGGCCCUACCGCACCCGGAGCCCCGUCCUGUACGCCGGCCGCUACCCGACCGCCGUGAUGCUUAUCUCCGGCGAGAACGACCCUGCGACGCCGCCGUCCCAGGCCAGGCAGUACCAUCGCGCGCUCGUCGAGAAGGGCGUCACCUCGCUGUGCCUCAUCUACCCCGGCGAGGGCCACGGGGUGCGAAAGUAUCCGGCCUACGUGGACUAUUGCAGCAGGAUAUUGGGCUGGUUCCUGGCUCACGUGCCAGUCAAUGAGAGCUAGACAGCAGCCAUAUGCGUGUCUUGAUCGCCAGGACUAUGAGCUUGUAUAAGAGAGUCGACCAGCUGUUGUAGUAAUUUCCAUUGGUG
This is a messenger RNA of Purpureocillium takamizusanense, 2482 nucleotides long. RefSeq lists its product as uncharacterized. The record is from RefSeq and is a predicted model, not a curated record. Gene Ontology annotation, biological process: proteolysis. Gene Ontology annotation, molecular function: serine-type endopeptidase activity. The transcript has a single exon. NCBI's taxonomy places the organism in Eukaryota, Fungi, Ascomycota, Sordariomycetes, Hypocreales, Ophiocordycipitaceae. The coding region runs from base 138 to 2396 and encodes 752 amino acids.